This is a messenger RNA of Acanthosepion pharaonis, 843 nucleotides long. The record is from the annotation of a GenBank genome assembly. NCBI's taxonomy places the organism in Eukaryota, Metazoa, Mollusca, Cephalopoda, Sepiida, Sepiidae.
AUGAAGAAGGAAAAAGAAAGGAAAAAGCAAACGUCGAGAACCAUUUCGACUGAAUUACGCACGACUCUUCGCAUUUUUCUUUUACAAAUAAUUUUCCUCCUCUUUCUCUUUCAUCUCGAUUUUGUCGUUUUUUCUUCCUACAUUUUCUCCCCUUAUUUACGUGCCUUUUUCUCUUCUUCUUCUUCUUCUUCUUCUUCUUCUUCUUCUUCUUCUUCUCUUUCUUUUUUUCUCCUAUUCUAUUUUUUUCAUCUUUUCCUAUCGCUUAUUCUUAGACAUUUAUUUCUUCACUUUCCUCCUUUCAUUUUACCCAGUCUUUUUACUUUCCCCCCUUUUACUCCCUUUCUAUCUUCUCCCUCUUAUUCACAUUCUUUUCUUUCCUCUUUUUUUUCACGUGUCUUUAUUCUAUUUUUCCUUUCUCCUCUUUCUUCACGUACUUUUUCCUUCUCUCUCUCUUUUGUCCCUUUCCACUUGACUUUUUCUCUCUCUUUUUUCUCUUCUUUUUUUUCCAUUUUCCUUCUUCUAUUUCUUCUGUCCUUCGCUGUUUUUCUUUCAUUUUCUCACACUUUUCACUUUCGUCCUCUCCUCGAGCGUUUCCUUCUUCCUCCUCUUUGGCUUCAUACUAACAUGUACAUGAGAGUCGCCCUUGAGAAGGAUUUUUCUUUCUUUCUUUCUUUCUUUCUUUCUUUCUUUCUAAGAAAAGGAUUUUUCUUUCUUUCUUUCUUUCUUUCUUUCUUUCUUUUCUUUCUUUCUAAGAAAAAGGAUUUUUCUUUCUUUUCUUUCUUUUCUUUUUUCUUUCUUUCUUUCUUUCUUUUUUUCUUUCUUUCUUUCUUUCUUUCUUUCUAA